Molecule: messenger RNA, 1345 nt
Organism: Caenorhabditis sp. 36 PRJEB53466
Lineage: Eukaryota; Metazoa; Nematoda; Chromadorea; Rhabditida; Rhabditidae
Source: the annotation of a GenBank genome assembly
AUGGCAAAGUACCGACGAGAUGUGAUGUCGAAGAGACUUGUCGUGGAUUACGUCAAAGAUUUAAAUCCAGACAUUGACAUAGUCAAGGUAAAUUUCUUAUUUUAGUAAGAUCUGUCGAAAAGUUAUUUAAAAAAAAAAUUGGACCAAGAUUGUGAUGAAAAAAAGUAUAAUCAUAUUGUGCAAAAUUUCGUAAUGGGGUUAUUCAGCGAUGUAAAAAAAUGAAAAAAAACCAGUGCACGCGUUGCUUUUUUCCCCAUUUUUUGACAUUGCUGAAUAACUCCAUAAUGCUCAUCAGAGAUCAUCUUUUUCAGCAAGACUCGAAGAACGGAGUGACUUCCUACGAGGGAUUCUUCAAGAGCCCGCACGCAAUGCUCUUCCCCGACCACAUGCCUGGAUCCGUCGGUCGGGCGCACUUCCGAGCGCACCUGCCGGACAAACGCGGCCCCGUUUGCAUACAUUUAGCCGGAACCGGGGAUCAUUCGUACUUUAGGUGUGCUCUCGCUCUUCCUCGCCUGCCCCUUUAAUUCAAAUCCUUCCAGACGUCACUGGCUGCUUGCGGAGGAUAUGCUCAAGGACGGAAUCGGCUCGAUUCUCAUCCAGAACCCGUUCUACGGCGAUCGCAAACCUCCCCAGCAGUUCCGAUCUUCUCUGGAGAAUGUGACCGAUUUGUUCGUGAUGGGUGCCGCUUUGAUAGCCGAAUGCAAUCACUUGUUUAACUGGAGCGAAAGUCUCGGCUACGGUCCGUUUGCCAUUUCCGGAGUUUCGAUGGGCGGCUUCAUGGCCCAGCUGGCCGGUUCGAACUCUCAACGUCCGGUCACAAUAGUUCCGAUUCUUUCGUGGACGACGGCUUCUCCGUCGUACACGGAAGGAGCCAUCGCCCCUGCAGUCAACUACGGUCUACUCCAGAAGCAGUUGGAAGAUCCGCACUAUGUGGAAAAGUUACGGAACAUUCCGAAUCAGAAUUGGUUAGAUAAAAUGCACGAGAUGUCUGCGAAGAAUGGGCAACCGGAGGCGAAGAACCUGAUGCGUAUUCUGAUGGACGAUUUUACGAGUCUGGAGAACUAUCCCACUCCCAUCGACACUUCACUCUGCCACGUCUUCCUGGCUGAUCAGGAUCAGUACGUACUUCGGGAUCAAGGAACGCCCACUUAUGAGGUAUCGUUGAUUUGAAGAUUCACACCAAUCAUUCAAACGAUUUCAGCAACUUUGGCCGAACGUGACGGUGGAGAUGAUGGAGGGGUACGGCCACGUCACCGCGUAUUUCUCGAAGCACGACCUCUGGCGCCGGAAGAUCACCGAACUGCUAAGAAAACAGAAAGAACGAAGUGCAAAUAAAGCAAAGUGA